GACAACUGAUGACGAGGACAGGGUGAAGAUUUAUUAGGCUGUGUUUUGAGUUUUGAUCCAAGAAGAAUAACUUCAUAUAAGAAAAAAAUAUAUCACAUAUGCAGGACACCUUAAACUAGUUUUUUUUUAUUAAGCAGGAAGGCAGAACAAAAUCGGGGCUCCAUCAAGACAUGGGAACUGAACCCCAAUUCAACCAGACCCAGAACCAGUGGCGUUGUUAGGCCCAUUUUAGGGGUGCUGAAGCCUCCCUAAAAUAUUCUUAAGCCCCCCUAAAUAAUUUGGUGGGUUUUUUUUUUUUUUAACUUAUUCGAUUUUUUUUAACAGAACUUGCAGACAAAUUCAAUAUAAAGAUGCUGCAAUAUGAGUUUAAAAAAUAAUAAUAUAAACCUCUCGCUAUUCACAUAAAUAUGAUGAUAACUCGGCAGGUCCCUUUCACUUUACACUGUUAAGGUAGCGUCAGUGCUUCGUUAUCCAAUCCGUUCCAGUUGUUCACAGGGGACAUCCACAUUGCUGAAAAUCCAGUCCUCGUUUUCACUGCUACUUUACACUCCGCUCGUCUACACCUGCGGACACACUAGCGUACAUGCUGCAAACUGCAAGAAAUCAUGGAUAUACGCAAGAAAGAGUCAGGGCAGAGGAGCACAGAGAGUGAGAGGGGAGAGACCUCUACUGGAGAGGGUGAGGCAGAAGGAGAGGCUGAGGGAGAAAAAGGUCAACAGGCAAGUUCAAGUCAGAAAGAGCAAGGAGAGACAGAGGAGCUGCAGCAAAUGGAUCAAGAGGCAGAGGAAGAUCAAGUUAUUACAGAGAGAGGAGAGCAAACAGGCCAAGAGAGGGAAAAUGAUGAAGCAGCUGCAGCAACUCAUUCUACUACAGGGUUUGAUUUAGGUGACAAAGACACAGGGCCCAGACAGGUAAAGCUGAAGAGCUAUCCACAUGAUACUUUUGGUACACAGAAGCGAGCAUUUAACCACAGCUGGUUUGAAAAGCACAACUGGUUAGAAUAUUCAGUCAACCAGAAUGCAACUUUCUGCUUCCCAUGUAGAGUGUUUGGCAAAAACAUCAAACAUGAUAGUUUGGUCAGUGAUGAAGGUGAAGACAGCCCAAACGGAGCUUUUACGUGCAUGGAGCUUUUAAAGGAGUUUGAUCCUUUUCUUCAAAAACAUAAUCCCCCAUCAAAUACACAGUAUAUCUUGCCAACAUCCCAGAAUGACACGAUUGACUGUUGUGCCCAGGAAGUUACUAGUGUCAUUGUAUCCAAAAUGACAAAGUCUAAAGUCUAUGCCAUCAUGGCAGAUAAGGCAAGGAAUGAAAACGCAGAGCAGUUAGCUGUUUGUGUCAGGUACGUGUCAGAGGGGGCAGUGAAGGAGUGUUUCCUUGCACUUGCAGAGAUAAAAUCAUUUGAUGCCCAGUCCAUUGCAAAUGAGAUUCAGCAGCAGAUCCAAAACAAUGGUCUUGCAGAACUUAAGUGUGUAGCACAAACAUAUGAUGGUGCAGCCGUUAUGAGUGGCUCCACUGGAGGUGUACAAGCACAUUUUAGAAGGCUCCAUCCUGAGGCUAUCUAUGUGCAUUUUUAUACUCAUCAAGUCAACCUGGUUUUGUGCAAUACUUGCAAGGCUGUCCCAGAGGCUGUGGAGCUUUUCAGCUUGUUGGAGUGUGUGUAUUCUUUCUUCAGCACCUCCCUAGUCAAUCAUCAUAAGUUCAUAAAGACUCAGGCAAAGCUUGGAUUGACAAAAACUGAGCUUGUGCAACUUUCAAACACUCACUGGGCAUGUCAGUUGCAAUCAAUCAGUGCAGUUCUUGAGACAUUGCCAGCCAUUUUGGAGUGCCUAUCUGCAAUUGGAUCCCCCAUAGCUGUUGGUCUCAGAGCAAAGCUCUACAAGUUCUCAGCAGUCUAUGCACUACUGAUGUUUCAGUUGAUUCUUUCUGUAACCGAAGGACUCCACAAAUUCCUGCAGAAAGAGACUUUAGACCUGGCAGAAGCUUUUAUCUGUAAACAAGCUGUGUGUGACACACUUAAGGGCAAACACUCAGAUGCAUUUGGCUGCGUCAAACAAUGGGUCAGAAAAUACUUCACAGACUUGCAGUCAUGUCUAUUGAAAAAGACACGCUUCAACAUCUGAGUCACAACAUAGUGAUUGACCGAUUUGCCACUCUUAAAAACGGACGCUACUCUUUGAUGCGUCCACCCACCAAGUAACUGGUGAUUGCAGCCAUAAAAAUUAUGUAUUUUUUUAUUUUCAGUUUUUUUUCUUGUUAUUGAUGCAGCAAAUACAUUUUCUCUGUUUUCUUGUUGUACUGUAUUCUAAAACAGACGGAAAUAAAGCAAUAGAUCAAUUGGUGGCCUAGGAUGUUUAAUCAGUCCAAAAAAGUAGUAAAGCAAUUUCUCAGUCUUUUUCUGUUUGUGAAAUUUUGUGCUCAUUCACUACAUUCGUUCGUAUCGUGUGCAUCUCUUGGGGGCUAAGCCCCCCCUGUCCUUAAAUCCUAGUGAUGCCCCUGCUUAGGUUGCAUUAAGAGCAUCUGGUUAGAAGAUCUUAGUGCUUUUAUAGGAUUAUACAAAUGAAGAAGUUCUGUUAAAUAGCUAGGGGCAGUGUUAUUUAAGAUUUUAUAAGUGAGUAAAAGAAUUUUAAAAUCAAUGCGAAAUUUCACAGGAAGCCAGUGUAAGUUGGCUAAAACUGGAGUCAUAUGAUCAUGCAUUCUGGCACCCGAUAAAAGGCGUGCAGCAGCGUUCUGUACUAAUUGCAACCGGUGAUGAGAGGAGUGAGGGAGGCCUAAAUAGAGGGAGUUACAAUAGUCCAGUCUAGAGGUAAUGAAU
Oreochromis niloticus (Nile tilapia) is the source of this 2812-nucleotide messenger RNA. RefSeq names its product zinc finger MYM-type protein 1-like. The transcript has 3 exons. The coding region runs from base 606 to 2120 and encodes 504 amino acids. The record is from RefSeq and is a predicted model, not a curated record. Lineage: Eukaryota; Metazoa; Chordata; Actinopteri; Cichliformes; Cichlidae.